This is a messenger RNA of Microcebus murinus (gray mouse lemur), 3710 nucleotides long. NCBI's taxonomy places the organism in Eukaryota, Metazoa, Chordata, Mammalia, Primates, Cheirogaleidae. The record is from RefSeq and is a predicted model, not a curated record.
UCCUCACUGGCUCAGCAGCUGUGUCCCUGUGGGACAAGCAAACAGCCCCGGGGCAGUCUGGGGGAGGCUGGGGGACUCUGCCCUGCUGGCGCCCCCUGAGGGUGGCCGCUGUGCUGCCCAGAGGGCUGUCCUUCCCGCCCCGUCCCCUGACACUCCCUCUUUGCUUUCCUUCCCCUUUCCUGCAGGGAAAGAUUGCUGGGCUGACGGCAGACGUGAUGACUCGUUCCCCUCUCAGACCGAACCCUUCCAUUCGCUCUUCACGCCUGCCUCUGUCUCCGACCUCGGGAGCAGCCGUGUUAUGUCUGAGCCCUCGGAAGCCACACGUGCACUGCAGUGGUCUUCUGGCCACGCGUGGGGCGGCUGCCCGCAGCUGACCGGGAGCGCCAGGGCCCCCAGUCCCAUGCGUCCUGUGCGUGGGAACAGGGAGCACGGCGGGCGCUAGCCAUGCUGCCCAGCGAGGCCGUGUGGCUCUGGUUCUGGGUGUCGGCACCUUUCUUUAAAGGUAGGUUUUAUUUCUGCUUCAUCUUCUGCUCCAUUCUUAGCUCCGGGCGUUUACUCUCUGUUCUGGCUGUGCAGGCGCAGACUGGCAGGUCCUGCGGGGAAAUACGCAGAGUGUCUGCACAGUCCGCCACUGUUGCCGCUGCCCACUAAUCUCUUCCGUCUUCAUUAGAUACAUUUGACAUAGAAGAGGAGAUCUAGGGGGUAGGGUGGGGCGAGGAGGACAAGGAGGAAACAUAGGUGAACCGUAUUUAUUUUAUUUUCCCAGUUGAAAUACAAAAUAAGAAUGAUGCGGUUUUCUGUUCAUCUCUGCCAUGGAUGCAUUCGACUUGCUUAUUUUUAGUUGUGUUGCAUAUUUGUUUUCAAGAUGGUGAUUUAUUUGUCAGCUAAGACCGUUGCACAGUCCACGAACCCUUUCCAUUUUGCAGGUGAUCAUCUGUUUCCUGGAAACCUGUCAUUUCACUAUGCCGAAAUGUUUCCCAAGAGCAGGCUGCAUGGGCUGCGCCGCCGAGGAGAGGCUCUUUCAAAGACUCUUCUCGCACUACAACCAGCUCAUCAGGCCCGUGGAGAACGUCUCCGAGCCCGUCACGGUGCACUUCGAAGUGGCCAUCACGCAGCUGGCCAACGUGGAUGAAGUAAACCAGAUCAUGGAAACCAACUUGUGGCUGCGUCACAUUUGGAAUGAUUACAAAUUGCGCUGGGAUCCAGUGGAAUAUGAUGGCAUUGAGACACUCCGUGUUCCAGCAGAGAAGAUCUGGAAGCCCGACAUUGUUCUCUAUAACAAUGCUGUUGGUGGCUUCCAAGUCGAAGGCAAGACGAAAGCUCUGCUUAAAUACAAUGGAAUGAUAACCUGGACCCCACCAGCGAUUUUUAAGAGUUCCUGUCCUAUGGAUAUCACCUUUUUCCCUUUUGACCAUCAAAAUUGUUCCCUAAAAUUUGGUUCCUGGACAUAUGACAAAGCUGAAAUCGACCUUCUAAUCAUUGGAUCUAAAGUGGAUAUGAAAGAUUUUUGGGAAAACAGUGAGUGGGAAAUAGUUGAUGCUUCUGGCUACAAGCAUGACAUAAAAUACAACUGUUGUGAAGAGAUAUACACAGACAUAACUUACUCUUUUUACCUUAGAAGACUGCCGAUGUUUUACACCGUUAACCUGAUCCUCCCCUGUCUAUUCAUCUCGUUUCUAACGGUGUUGGUUUUUUAUCUUCCUUCGGACUGCAGGGAAAAAGUGACACUUUGCAUUUCAGUCCUGCUUUCCCUGACAGUGUUUUUGCUGGUCAUCACAGAAACCAUCCCGUCCACAUCACUCGUGGUCCCGCUGGUGGGCGAGUACCUUCUGUUCACCAUGAUCUUUGUCACCCUGUCCAUCGUGGUGACGGUGUUCGUGCUGAACAUACACUAUCGCACCCCAGCCACGCACACCAUGCCCGGCUGGGUGCAGAAGGUUUUCCUGCAGCUGCUGGAGAGACUGCCCGGCCUGACUCCGAGCCCAGCGGUGCCGGGCUCCGCGGGGCAGGCCGGCCUGUGGGGGUUCGGGUGCGGCCCUGGAGCCAACCCCCACCUCCAGAAACGGGAGCUUCCAAGUGAGCGACACACGGUGGCGGGUGCCUACCGGGACAGGAAAGGCCAGGGGAUCCCACUGGCCUUCGCAGCGCCGUGGCCUGAGAGGCGGCUGCCCCCCGGCUCUCAGGACGCAGAGGCUCGGACUGGGGGGAGGCCGGGGCUCCGGGGCGGCAAGGGCGUGGAGGUGCAGCCGCCCCGCAGCCAGCGUCCCCGCGCCCGUCCUGUGCGCACGCCCGUCGCACCGCCCUCCUCGCGCGCCCUCCCCGCCGCGUGGCAGACCGAUCGCAGCUGCUGCGCGCACCGGGGUGACAGGCACAGGGUCGCGGAAGUAAUCCCGACGUUUGCUUUGGGAAGUGCCAGGGGAGCCUUCUUUGAAAAAGAAGGGGGCUGUUUACGAGACAGAGGACGCUCCCCAGGGUUCUGGUCGCUGAAACUGGCUUUGGUUUUCUUGUUUGCGUCUCAGGCGGAAGACGACUGGAAGUACGUGGCCAUGGUGGUGGACCGCGUGCUGCUGUGGGUGUUCGCGGCGGCCUGCGUGUGCGGGACGGCCGGGCUCUUCGCGCAGCCGCUCCUCGGGGGCGCAGGACGGCCUUGAGCAGAGUUUUCCUUGCGGCGCGGACACUUCCGGACGCCGCGCCUGCCUGUUCCGCGUUCCCUGCCGCAGGAAACGGGCGCGAGCUUCCCACCUGAGCCCCGCCCACCUCCCCCGCUGGGCGGAAAAGAGGACUUAACUGCCACUCAGGAGCUUGAGUGUCCUCAGGCACAGGGAGGACGAGAGGCUGUUGUGUGACGCUACAGCCCGGAGCUGGCGGCGCCCUGCAGGCCGAGAGUGCCAGGGCAGGCUCGUGUUUGGCUUCCUGGGAACGAAUGGCUCGUUGCACAGCCGUAGGGUGUAAUGAGCUCCAGCCGUGCUCAGCGAGGUCCCCAUGCUGUCUUGUCGGUGCAGCGCCGCAGGGGAGCGAGCUCUGCCAGUGGCCCUGUCCACACCCGCAACACGGUGGACUCUUGCACCCUUGCACCCUCCGGCACGUGCCUGCAACGUCUUCCAGCGUUGUUGGAUGCGUUAAUUGGUUCAAAGGAAUCCCACGUAGUCAGAGUCUGUCUUAGCAGCCUGUUUUAAUUGGCAUCCAUCCGGCAAGAAACGCGGGUGGGGACCGCGCACGGUGCCAGGCAUCGCAGGGGCAGCAGACACAGGUUCUCCCCCCAGGUGCUCGCGGCCUCUUAGGAAAAGUCACAGGUGGGAAGAUCUGCAGGACCAGGUGUCGGAGGGGAGUGUCUCUAGAGCCACGCGAGUAGAACUGAACCAUGGUGUGGCCAGGAGGACCUGCGGCGUCCUUUGUUGUGGGUUGAAAAAAAGGAUGUCCUUCUAGUCUUUUCCCAUCGGCAGUUUUCACUUGCUCAUUGUACUGAGACUGAAAAUAAAGUUAUUAUGUUUCUUCUACAAGAAAUUACAAUCUGGGACCUUUCGUAGCAAAUCCUUUUCUGAGAGGGGGACCUUGGGAACUCUGUUUCACUCCACCCUGGUGAUCUUGUGUAAAUAUAAUGAUUAUAAAGAUGUAUUUUAAAGCAUGAAACAAGAAAUCUAAAAGUCCUUUUAUUUGUGCCUUUUCCCUUCUGGUCUUUGUCUAUGUGCUCAUGCUUCAACUUUGCCUGC